This is a messenger RNA of Punica granatum (pomegranate), 1908 nucleotides long. NCBI's taxonomy places the organism in Eukaryota, Viridiplantae, Streptophyta, Magnoliopsida, Myrtales, Lythraceae. The record is from RefSeq and is a predicted model, not a curated record.
AAAAGUAAACAACUAACGUGCGUGGGUACGGAAAAAGGCAUGAAACGUGAUUAGAUUUCAUUGGGAAGAGACGAGACGCAGCGAGACUCUCGUUUGCAUUUAUUUUCAUUUUCAUUUAAUUAUUUUUUCCCAUUUUGUUUUUAAAAAUAGUUAAUUUAAUUAUAUAUAAAUUGGAAUAAAUCUGCAAGGUUGGGGUAGUUCGUGGUCAGAGGGCGGCGAAGGAAAGCUAGCCAUUAGCCUCCGCCUCCCGCAGCCACUGAUGCUCGGUGUACUGUGCGCACGCCCCAAGCCUUGGAUCCUCUCCUCAGCUUUCUUCCUCCACGGCUCGGCGGCCCACCACCACUGCCGCCUUGCCUCCCCCCACCUCCUCCCCUCCCAGCUCUCCACAUCCUCCGACGACGCCCACCACCGCCGCCGCCAUCAUUCCAGCACCUGCCGCCUCGGCGCCGCCUGCUCCCCCUCUGCCGGGGGCGCCGCGUCCAUUUGGCACGCGAUCCUCCCCUCCGGUGGAGACAUCGGCUUCCUUCGCAGCCGACGGAGGAUCGACCUCGCCCAGCCGGUCUUCCGCGGUGAAGGGUCAUGGAACGUGGCCUGGGAUGCUCGGCCCGCGCGGUGGUUGCAUCGUCCCGACUCUGCUUGGCUGCUGUUCGGUGUAUGCGCUUGCCUCGCGCCCGUAAAUUGGAAUGACGUCGUCAUUGACGCCGAGGCGGCUGUUGCAGAGGAGAAGCUCGACAAAUGCGAUUCGAACGAUGCCGAACAGAACCGCGAUGAUUACAGAGUAACAGGGGUGCUAGCUGAUGGUCGAUGCUUGUUUAGAGCAAUAGCUCACAGUGCCUGCUUGCGCAAGGGAGAGGAGGCUCCUGAUGAUAAUCGGCAGAGAGAACUUGCUGAUGAAUUAAGAGCUCAAGUUGUCGAUGAGCUCCUAAGGAGGCGAGAAGAAUCGGAAUGGUUCAUUGAAGGAGAUUUCGAUGCGUAUGUUAACAGGAUUCAGCAGCCCUACGUCUGGGGUGGAGAACCCGAGUUGCUAAUGGCCUCCCAUGUCCUGAAGACGCCUAUAUCAGUAUACAUGAUAGACAGAAGCACGGGAGGUUUGGUCAACAUAGCAAAGUACGGAGAAGAGUAUCAGAAGGAUGGAGAAAGCCCCAUAAACGUCCUGUUUCACGGAUAUGGGCACUACGACAUACUGGAGUCCUUUCCAGAUCCAAGCUAUCAGAAAUAUUGAAGAUGUAGAGGGCCGGUAACACAUUUUUUAUUUUACAAAUCUCGAUACUCAGAUGAGUGAAAAACUUGAAUAGCAUUCAGCUCCCCCUUUCCUCCUCUAGAUAGGGAUAUCAUCAUUUUGCGGCUAUUUCACGAUCCUCUUCGAGUCUGCAGCCCAAAUAAUAAUUCAAGCUCCAAGCUUGUUGCUUUUUGAAGAUUAGAGACGAACAUUUGUAGUCGAAGUUAGUCUGUUAUUUCAUGGACUGGUGGUUCCAUUUCGGUAUUAGCUCAAUUUUUUUUUGCAGUAGUGGGCAGGUGACGGACACAAGCAGGGCUUUUGCAUACAAUGAUCGAGUUACAAAGGGCUUAUGGUGAUCAUUUCUGGUGGGAGAGUAUAAUAUGUUAUGUGUACAUAAUGUAUAGGAGAGAAGAAAACGCUAGUAAAUUGAGUGGUACCUGGCCGAGUGUAAACUGGUGUUUAUAAUCGAUUUCAACAAUUUAGACAUGGGGAUAGAUCUUUUUUCUUUUUUUUUUUUAGUGUACCCUCAGGCCAAGUCAGUUCACAGGAUAUAUACUAGUAAGGGUCCGAGUUGAGCUUGUGUUCUACUUCCGGGGGGAUAAAUGCCCAGUAAGACUUAAAGAUAAUUCCCACAAUUACAUUGGUCCAUAAAUGGAACGCGCGAUAUAAAAUGAAUGAUGUCAUCUUGA